Molecule: messenger RNA, 543 nt
Organism: Metarhizium album ARSEF 1941
Lineage: Eukaryota; Fungi; Ascomycota; Sordariomycetes; Hypocreales; Clavicipitaceae
Product: DNL zinc finger domain containing protein
Exons: 1
Coding region: 1-543 (180 amino acids)
Biological process (GO): protein import into mitochondrial matrix; protein folding; protein stabilization
Cellular component (GO): mitochondrion
Molecular function (GO): zinc ion binding; protein-folding chaperone binding
Source: RefSeq, a predicted model, not a curated record
AUGGCGGCAAGAGCAACACAGCCGCUCUAUUCCAUCUUGCGGCGACUGCGUCCCCAAGGGCUCCGCGCAAUCCCCUUUCGGCAGUCCGCCUUCCGCUCUGCAAAGCCCGUCGCUCCCGUCGUCGCCCGCGCAGCGCACUCGAUCCCCAGGCCCUCCCAGAAACCGGUCUACUUGAGCCCCGAAGCCGAAGCGCAGGCAAACGAGUCGGGCGAGGCGCCCGUAAGCGAGGGGCCGCGUCCAAAGGCCAACCCUGCGUACUACCAGCUGUCGUUUACCUGCGUGCCGUGCGGGCAUCGCAGCCACCACAACGUCUCGAAGCAAGGCUACCACACGGGCUCGGUCCUCAUCACUUGUCCUAGUUGUCGAAACCGACACGUAAUCAGCGACCAUUUGAAUAUCUUUGGAGACAGGAAGAUCACAGUCGAAGACUUGGUGCGGGAAAGGGGAGGAUUGGUCAAGAGAGGCAGUCUUGGUGAGGAUGGCGAUGUCGAGUUUUGGCCCGAAGAGACCCGUAGUCGGGCGCAAACAGAGAAGGAGCGAUGA